Molecule: messenger RNA, 3945 nt
Organism: Apodemus sylvaticus (European woodmouse)
Lineage: Eukaryota; Metazoa; Chordata; Mammalia; Rodentia; Muridae
Gene: Lrguk
Product: leucine rich repeats and guanylate kinase domain containing
Exons: 16
Coding region: 1-3945 (1314 amino acids)
Cellular component (GO): cytosol
Molecular function (GO): GMP kinase activity; protein binding
Source: RefSeq, a predicted model, not a curated record
AUGGCGGCCUUCGAAAGAAAUCCCUCGAGAUGGAAAGGGACCCGUUUCCGGCGGGGUUUGGGCGCUUCUCGCAUCGUAGCCCAGGCGAUACUGUCACUCACAGAAAAAGAGCGUCAGAAACGAUGGCCUACUUUUCCCAUGGGACUGAGAUCAAAAGGGACUUUCAGAAGCGCCUCCUCCUACCUCCUCCACCAGCUCAUCCACCGCUCUCACGAGGUAGAAGGGGAGCAAGAAGAGGAGCAACAGGAGGAAGGAGAAUCCGAAGAGUCAGAGGAGUCCGAAAUGCAGAAUUUGGAGGAUGAGUAUGAUGGGAUCCUGAGAGAGGAGAACGUGGCGGAGGCCCUCGAUGGAUUGGGGUGGUCGGGCCGUGGCACAGAGCAGGUCUACCUCAACCUGAAUCUAUCCCACUGUGAGUUGGUCGACAUCAGCAUCCUCUGUGGUUACGUUCACCUGCAGAAGUUGAAUCUUUCGGGAAACAGAAUCGAAGAUUUGUCUUGUGUGAGCUGCAUGCCGUAUCUGCUAGAACUAAAUGCUUCUCAGAACAAGCUGACUACCUUCUUCAAUUUCAAACCACCUCAGAAUCUCAAGAAGGUGGAUUUUUCUUCCAACCAGAUUUCUGAAAUGUAUGACCUGUCAGCAUACCAUACUCUCACUCAACUAAUUUUGGACAACAACGAGAUAGAAGAAAUCACUGGGCUAGAGAACUGCAUCAGCCUGACCCACCUUAGUCUGGCUGGCAACAAGAUCACAACAAUCAAAGGCUUAGGGACAUUACCCAUCAAAGUGCUUUCUCUGAGCAACAACCAGAUUGAGACCAUCACAGGUCUGGAGGAGCUGAAAGCCUUGCAGAACCUGGAUCUGUCCCACAAUCAGAUCAGUAGCCUCCAGGGCUUGGAGAAUCAUGACCUCCUAGAAGUGAUUAACCUCGAGGAUAACAAGAUUAAGGAGCUGAGUGAAAUAGAAUACAUCGAAAAUCUUCCUAUUCUUCGAGUUCUCAAUCUACUAAGGAAUCCAAUUCAGAACAAGCCCGAGUACUGGUUCUUCGUAAUAUUUAUGCUGCUGCGACUGACAGAGUUAGAUCAGCAGAAGAUUAAGGCGGAAGAAAAGGUGUGUGCAGUGAAUAAGUAUGACCCUCCCCCUGAAGUGGUCGCUGUCCAAGAUCACAUGACCCAUGUCGUCAACAGCAUGUCGCAGCCACAGAGGAUCUGGGACAGCACUCUGCCAAGUCUGGAUGCCCCUUAUCCCAUGCUCAUCCUAACUGGGCCUGCAGCUUGCGGGAAACGAGAACUCGCCCACCGCCUCUGCAGACAGUUUAGCACCUACUUCAGAUACGGGGCCUGUCACACCACAAGACCGCCUUACUUUGGUGAAGGGGAUCGAGUUGAUUAUCACUUUAUUUCCCAAGAGGUUUUUGAUGACAUGCUGAGCAUGGGGAAAUUUAUUUUAACGUUUAAUUAUGGCAAUCACAAUUAUGGAUUAAAUAGGGACACUGUAGAAGCUAUUGCAAGAGACGGAUUAGCAAGCUGCAUUCAUAUGGAAUUAGAAGGUGUAAGAAGUUUGAAAUAUUCCUAUUUUGAGCCUCGAUAUAUCUUGGUGGUGCCUAUGGACAAGGAAAAAUAUGAGGGAUACUUGCGGAGAAAGGGAUUGUUCAGUCGCGCAGAAAUCGAUAUCGCCGUCUCCAGGGUGGACCUUUAUGUUAAAGUUAAUCGGAAAUUUCCAGGAUAUUUUGAUGCAGUAAUCAAUGCAGACGACCUGGACGUUGCCUACCAAAAGCUCAGUGAGCUCAUUAGAGAAUACCUGGGUUUGACCGAGACAGCUGCUAAGGGCUUGGCUCCAACUGCAGGAGCUUCCUCUAGCAAGAAGACCACCUCUGGGGUCCCUGCACACCUGGUCCCCUCCCCCAGGCGCUUGGCAAGACUACAAGCAGAUGGCCAGAAAACAGAGGCUUUCCUGGAAGUGCAGACUCAUGCAGCGGUCCCUGAAAAUCAGAACCCUGCUCUCCCACAGAGCCAGGAGUUAACUGAGGAGGGAGAAGCCCCUAAGAAGGAGUCUAGUCCCAGCAGCCACCUGGAUCUGCCUCAGCAGGUCAGUUCUUCAACACUUGAUAUUCCUCAGCAGGCCCAAGACAUAUCACCAACGGUGAAGGAAGAGGAUGGUCAGCCAGCCAACCUUCCUCCAAAAAUAGCCCCUGAGAUGGAUGGCCCUGAAGAUGAGCCUGGGCUACUGGUGCUAAAAGCAGAACAGCCUUCUACGAUUGCAUCUCAAGAGCCACCUCAGCACCCUGCUCCUGCUCCCGCUCCCGCACUCAGCCCUCAGCCAGACCAGGAUAAGGAAUCUGGAGAGACCAAAGUAGCCCCUAGCAACCCGGCCCUAUCUGAACCUGCACAGGGACCUGACCCAGCUCCCCUCAGCCCUCAGAGAGACCAGGAUGAAGGUACCACGUCAGCCAAGCCUGCAUCCAGUAGUUCCAGGCACAAUGUUCCAGAAGAUCCUUCCCACGCUGAGGCAGAGAAGCCUACUGGGGACUCUCAAGCACCUCUGAAGGAGGGAACGCCCAAAGCAGAAGUUAUCCGGGCCAGCACUCCUUACCCAGAAAUUCCACCUCCCCAAGACUCAUCCACAAAGGUCAGGGAACAGCCAGUAGCCUUACUUCCUAGAAGCCGGCUGGCUCCUACCAGAUUGCCACAGCCCCAGACCCUGGCUCCCCUCCAGAGCAGGAGACCCACACCCAAGCUUCUCUCUCCCAGCAGGGAAGAGGCUUUGGGGACAAGCUCAGAUCAGACCCCGAAUCCCUCUCCCGGGUCUCUUCCAACUCAGGAAGGAGACCCCAGUAAACUUCCUCCCAUCAGCCCUCCCCAAUCUAAACCACCCCGAAACCUGAGCCCCCAUGCAGUCCACAGCCCACAGCAAGCCCAGGCUGGAAAGGCCAAUGAGGUGAAGCUCCCACUUAUUAGCCCCCCAGCCCAGGAACAAACCCUGCAGCACACCCCCAACCCACCCCAGGAAGAGGAGGCACCCACAGUCCGGCUCCCAAAUAUUCCUGCUCCCUCCACGGAAUCUCAGCUUCCUCAGAACAUCGGGUCAAGGCCUACCUCGAAGCUAGAAAGGGAAAGGAAAACUCCGAAAGUAGGCCAUGGUUCCAGUAAGAAGGUUCCAGAUCUGCAGGGCACACCUCACAGCCGGGAGCUCACUAAGCAGAAGGGAGCUAGGAAAAAACCUCUCAUGCAAAAAGAGAUGGCUAAAGAGUCGCCACACCCGAGAAAGAAGCCAACUGGCAACCCUCAGACAGCCCAGCAGCCAGAAUCCCACGGCAAGCCAACUCCUAGGAAUGAGUCCGACCCGCUUGACUUCAGGUCUUCUCCAAGCCACACUGAACCAGUGCCAGCAGACCCCCAGAACCAGGAGAAAACCCGCAAAGCACACAAGCCGGGAAAGAAGGCACAGACCAAUCCUACCCUGAAGGACGUGGCUCAGUCCAUACGUACAUCCCCCAAUGGAGAAAUGUCUGAGGGCUUAGCUCAAGAAAAUGAAACUGCCCUCAGUGAGGAUCAGCCAACCAGUGAGGGCCAGGCCCUGCAGGCCCCGCAGGAGGCUUCUGCUCCGGUAGUGCAUCCUGAGGGAAGGGAACAGGCUCAAAAAAGGGAAAAGUCUCAGAAGAGAGAGGCUGUGGGGAAACCCUUAAAUGAGGAGAUGGCGGCCCCUAGCCAGCUGCGGGCCAAAGAGACACAAGCCCAUAAGGACACCAGGGAGAUGAGACAGAGCUACGCCCAAAGGCACAACAUACUUGUAUCUAAGCAGCAAUCCAGGGAAAAACGAGCCCGAAAAAAUGGAGGUGUACUACAGGACAGAAAUCCUACUGCUCCCCAGAAUCAGAUAUCAGAGGAGGAUCAGGGUAGCCGGACAGGAAGAGUGCGAGCCAGGGGCAGCCAGAGUAUCAAAGUGUAA